AUGUACGCCUACGACAACAGAUACACCGACGUCAACUCCUACCGUGAGCGCCGAAGUGACCUAAUGGGUCCAGCGCCUGCGGUGGCUCCGCCAGCGGGCCCCGCCUAUGGCCGUGGCGGUGGGGCAGCCCCGUAUGCGGGCCCGACGCCUCCAGUCGCCCCGUAUUCUGGACGAGUAGCUGGACCGGUAACCGGUCCAGGAGACUUUAAUGGGUACCCGCCGUUCCAGCCCCCUUCGGGUCGGUUCAAUAUUGGGCGAGGUGGUGGUAAUGGGAGUUUUGGUGGCAGAGCCUCCAAUGGUCAUAUUGGUGGUGGGAGGGGCCGAGGCGGUGGUGGUAGGUUUGGUGGUGGUAGGGAUUUUGAUGGAGGCCGUGGCGGUGGCGGUAGGAGCUCUGGUUUUAGCCGCGGUGGAAGCGGUGGGCGUGGAUUUGGUGGAAGAGGAGGAGGUAGACAUGGUGGGUCAUCAGGAGGAGACUUGGAUAACAUUGUGCUUCCCAAGCAAGAUUUUAGGAGCUUGGUACCUUUUGAGAAGAAUUUCUAUGUUGAGAGCUCUUCGGUGAGGGCAAUGUCAGAGCAGGAGGUUAUGGUGUAUCGCAACAGGCGGGAAAUUACCGUCGAAGGGCAUGAUAUCCCAAAGCCGAUUCAGAUGUUUGAGGAUGCGAAUUUCCCUGAUUACUGCCUUGAUGCUAUUGCAAAAUUGGGUUUUGUUGAACCAACACCAAUUCAGGCUCAAGGAUGGCCAAUGGCAUUAAAGGGUAGAGAUUUAGUUGGAAUUGCCGAGACUGGUUCUGGUAAGACUUUGUCCUAUCUGCUCCCAGCUUUGGUGCAUAUUAGCGCACAGCCUCGGUUAGUGCCAGGUGAAGGUCCUAUUGUGCUAGUAUUAGCACCUACUCGAGAAUUGGCAGUUCAAAUUCAAGAAGAAUCUUCAAAAUUUGGCUCACGUUCUAAUAUUAGGAGUACUUGCAUUUAUGGUGGUGCUCCAAAAGGACCCCAGAUACGGGAUCUUAAAAGAGGGGUUGAGAUUGUCAUAGCUACACCUGGCCGUCUGAUAGAUAUGUUGGAAGCACAGCACACAAAUUUGCGAAGAGUGACCUACCUAGUUUUGGAUGAGGCUGACAGGAUGUUAGACAUGGGGUUUGAGCCUCAGAUAAGGAAAAUUGUAUCACAAACCCGACCAGAUCGGCAGACAUUGUAUUGGAGUGCCACAUGGCCAAGGGAGGUUGAAACUUUAGCAAGGCAGUUUUUACGUAACCCAUAUAAGGUAAUCAUUGGAUCAGCAAGUCUUAAAGCAAAUCAAUCUAUAAAACAAGUUGUUGAAGUUGUGUCAGAUGGGGAGAAAUAUAAUAGGCUGAUCAAACUGCUCAAAGAAGCAAUUGUUGGGAGCCGAAUUCUGAUAUUUGUCGAGACGAAAAAGGGAUGUGACCAAGUUACUAAGCAAUUGAGGAUGGAUGGAUGGCCAGCUCUAUCCAUUCACGGUGAUAAAAACCAGGCCGAAAGGGACUGGGUCUUGGCUGAGUUUAAAAGUGGAAGGAAUCCUAUAAUGACUGCCACUGAUGUGGCUGCGCGGGGUCUUGAUGUGAAGGACAUAAAAUGUGUGAUCAAUUAUGAUUUUCCAUCAAGCCUAGAAGAUUAUGUCCACAGAAUUGGACGAACCGGUCGUGCAGGGGCAACAGGAACUGCUUUAACCUUUUUCACACACGCGAAUGCGAAAUUUGCUAGGGAACUAAUCAAGAUCCUGCAAGAAGCAGGUCAGGUGGUUAGCCCCGCAUUGGCCGCAAUGUCCCGGUCAAGUGGUAGUUUCGGAGGCUCUGGAGGGAACUUCCGCAAUAGAGGGCGAGGAGGAGGAUUUGGGAAUCGGAUUUCGGGUUCAAAUACUGUUCCUAUUGGUUACAAGAGGCCAUGGUAG
Prunus armeniaca (apricot) is the source of this 1905-nucleotide messenger RNA. Lineage: Eukaryota; Viridiplantae; Streptophyta; Magnoliopsida; Rosales; Rosaceae. The record is from the annotation of a GenBank genome assembly.